Messenger RNA from Sarcophilus harrisii (Tasmanian devil), 1340 nucleotides. It is a transcript of the gene LIAT1, whose product is annotated as chromosome 4 C17orf97 homolog. Gene Ontology annotation, biological process: protein arginylation. The transcript is spliced from 2 exons. Bases 90 to 806 code for a protein of 238 amino acids. NCBI's taxonomy places the organism in Eukaryota, Metazoa, Chordata, Mammalia, Dasyuromorphia, Dasyuridae. The record is from RefSeq and is a predicted model, not a curated record.
CUAUAGAGGCGGCAGUGGUGGCGGCGGCAGCGAGGUUAAGCCGAGUCUGGCUGGAGCCCGCUCGGGCUCCGGCGGUCGGGGCCGGCGGGAUGAACGUCCGAGGCGGACGCGGGGCCCCGGGAGCCGGCGAGGAGGGCGGCGACGACGACGAUGAAGAGGACGACGAGGAGCGAGAGGGCGUCACCCAGAUCUUCCCGAUAUCCCGACUGCCGCCCAUCUCCGGCUACGUGCCCGAGGCCGGCCGGAGGAAGGUGAAAAAGAAGAAAAAGAAAAAGAAGUCGCAGGCCAGCGGGCUGAGCAAGGCCUCCGGCAAAGGCGACGGUUCCAGCAAAGAUCUUGGCUCCAAACUAGAGUCUAUGAAAGAGCUUAAAAAAGAGAAAGAGGAAAAUAAGCAUCUCUCUUACUCCUCCUCUGGGAACACUGCUGCCUUUUCUUCAGCCGAAGUAGAAGAGAACCUUUCCACCAAGAUCAAUGAGAGUCUCCGUUGGGAAGGUGUCCUUGCAGACCCGGUAGCAGAGGAAGAACGAAUCCGCAUCUAUAAACUCAAUAGAAGAAAACGUUAUCGACUCUCGGCUCUGGAAGGAUUCUGCCAGACUUCGAGCGUCCCGGAAGGGACAAAUGAGAAGGCCUUGGUCCUUCCAGACUCAGAGAGCCACACAAACAGCAAACAGCAAGCGGGGAAGGUUGAUUGUCUCAAUUAUUUCCUUGAUGGAAACACAUCUUCAAAGAUCCUCCUCUCUCCAGAAUUAGCAACAACUAGUGUGUCUGAGCAGAAACUUUCUUCUGCUUUGGCGAAUCCAUCCUGAUCCCAGGCGUGUGCGUGUGCGUGUGUGUGUGUGCAUGUGUGUGUGUGUUGUGUACGUGUGUGUAUGUGUGUGUAUGAUAUGUGUUGGGGGGGGAGUGUAUGUGCUAAAAUGAAAUAAUGGAAAUCAGGCCAUUCCUGAAGAGGACAGAUACUUUGUUUUGAUAUUGAGAUCAACAAAAUGUUCUAACAUUCUGAAAUAAAACCACCUCUCUAUAAAAAACAAACCAACCUCAAACCCCAAAAUGGAAGGAUUUCAUUAAGUCAGUCUUUGCUUUCCCUCAGCGCAGCCCAGCCCACGUGAUUCCCUGUUGCUCACUCUGGUCUCUCAAGAGUCCCGGGAGGGUGUGGAUGACCUAAUAAAGCCUCCAUCCUGUCUGCUGUAACCUGCUUCUCUGGAGGCCUGUGCUGCAUAUUGGGAACAAACUGAGCUGGGGUGCAAGUCCUGCUGCCAGUGUCAGCCUUUGGGCCUCCGUUUCCACCCAUUCCAAUUCUAUGGUCUUACAUGGAAUUGGAGGAAAGAAGGGACUCACCAUUU